This is a messenger RNA of Brassica rapa (field mustard), 1506 nucleotides long. RefSeq lists its product as uncharacterized. Gene Ontology annotation, biological process: regulation of asymmetric cell division. The record is from RefSeq and is a predicted model, not a curated record. Lineage: Eukaryota; Viridiplantae; Streptophyta; Magnoliopsida; Brassicales; Brassicaceae.
UUUAAUGCAAAAUCAAAGGGGCAGCAAAGAAGAAAGAGAGUUUGUUUCUACUCUUUUGGUUGGAGGAAGAAAGGUUGAGUGAGUCUCUCUGUUUUUCUGCUGAUCAAAUUGCUUUUGGUGCUUGAAGAUAUAAAGCUCUGGUCUAUUGAAGAAUAUAUUCUCUUGAUGCAAGAUUUACUCUCUUAAAACGAUGAUAGCAGAUAAAGAUCACGUUGUUGGACUUUUAGUAGAGAGUUUCAAAGAUGAGUCUAAGCCUCAUAAGUGCCCUGAAGAGAUUAGAGAAGAUGCAGAGUUAAUGAUUCCUAAAAACAAGAACAAUGUGUGUGAGUUGUUUUAUGAUACAAGAAGCGGCGACGCUUUGAAACAUCAUUAUUGUGGAGAUUCUGAUGAGGCUGGAAAGAUGAUACGAGGUAAGAGUCAAGAUACUGCUGCUAAGGGUGGUUUGUUUUAUAUGGACAAGAACGUCACGGCUUGUGACUCGCCUGAGAUUGUAGUUUGUUACAAGAAGAGUACUUAUCAUGUCGUGAAGGAUAUAUGUGUUGAUGAAGGUGUGCCGGUCCAAGAGAAGUUCUUAUUCGAUGAGAAAGAUUCUGUGAGGUGUAACUCAGAGGAUUUGGUGGGAACCAAGUCCCCUGAAGACAUAAACGGUAAGCUUGAUGGUUCUAAGCUUUGUAAUGAUCCUAAGAUAAACCAAGAUGUGGAAGAGUCUUCAAGAGAAGGUUUGGCUGAUGCUGAAGGUUCUAGAAGUUGCAAUCAAGAGGAUUUGAUUGUGACAAAAGAAGCCAAGGAGGUAGUGGCUAUUACAUCAGAGAAUGUCCUAACUUUGGGAGGUAUUCAAUCAAAGGAAGAUGAACAAAAACCUCUUAACAAUAGCCAUAGAAGUGAAGAACAAUCUCCAUCUCAACUUCAGGAGAAUGAACAAAGAAGCUUAGAAACAGAGGAGAAGCUUUCCUCUGUUUCUAUAGCAACCUCUCAUGAACCUGAAAGGCCUGGAACCGAUCAGCAGCAACAACCAGACUCUUUUGAAGAUGGCAAACUUUUCUCUAGCGGAUUUGGAGAGACAAGUUUCUCAGCAGCAGAAGCAGUUUCAAUAUCAGGUCAUAUAUCAUACUCAGGACCAGUUGUAGUCUCUGGACGCCUCUCUGUUCGUUCUGACGCAAGCACAACUAGUGGAAGAUCCUUUGCUUUCCCAAUAUUGCAGUCAGAAUGGAACAGUAGUCCGGAAAGAAUGGCUAAAGCUGAGAAGAGAAGACUCAAAGGAUGGAGAGAGAUCCUUCUCUGCUGUAGAUUCUCUUAAUCAACCAGUCCAAAAGCUUUUCACUUUGAAGCAUAGAAGAGGAAGAAGAAUGAUUUAUAGUUUUGGAGUGUAAUUGGCAUUUUGGUAGUGUUAUUUUUUGGGUUUAACAGUUUAGGGCUUUUGAGUUUGGUCACAGAUGCAAAAUGGUGGGGGUUGUGUAACGGAUGAGUUUAUUAUUAUUAUUUGAUUUUAUUCAUGCAUGUUCAUUC